CCUUACAAUCGUCUCGUCGACGUUCUCGUCGUUCCUCGUAAUGCCUUUGCUGUCGGCAACGAUGAGCUCUGCAGGUCGUGGGACUAACCCCCUCGCUGAAUCAUCUACUGUGUAUUCUUAGCCAAUAACAUCUCGCUGUCUCGCAAUCGUGUCCGACGCCGCACGGCGUCCGACGAUUAUGGCGCAUGCAGCGCCCGCGAUCAUGAAAGUUCUCCUCUACUCACGACCGUCAUGACUGCUACGACGAUAGACGAUGGGCCACUAGAGAAGGGCCCAGUGACGGCACCUGCGACCCCGGAUGUCCCAGCGACCCCAGAUGUGAAGGAACGACCACCAGUUGAGGAGAAGCCAUCGCGCUAUACGCGCAAGGAGACAUGGUUUAUCGUGUUUGUGGUGGCCAUCGCAGGCUUGUUCAGCCCCCUUCCAGCGAACAUCUACUUCCCAGCCAUCCCUACCCUCACAGGCGUCUUCCACAAGUCGACCUCAUCCCUUAAUCUUACAGUCACCGUCUAUCUGAUCCUGCAAGGCAUAUCGCCAAUGAUAUGGGGUCCCGUGUCUGAUUUCUACGGACGUCGGCCAACGUACCUCAUAUGCCUCACGAUCCUCGUGCUGUCCUGUCUUGGCCUCGCGCUCGUGCCCACGGACGCGUUCUGGCUGUUGUUGGUGCUUCGUUGCUUCCAAGCAGCCGGGUGCGCUAGCACGAUCGCCUUAGGGGCGGGUGUCAUAGGCGACAUCUCAAGCAGGAAAGAUCGCGGCGGGUACUUCGGUGCCUUCAACCUGGGUCCUCAGCUUGCCCCAGUCAUUGGUCCAGUACUAGGUGGCGCUCUAGCUGAUGGCCUCGGCUGGAGAUCCAUCUUCUGGUUCCUCUGCAUCUUCUCCGGAUGCUGCCUGCUCUUCGUAUUGGUCUUCCUUCCCGAAACCCACCACGCCGUCUCGGCCAGCAAGAACAGGGUAUCCAAACUCGUCUACUCCCCCGUCAUCCGCGUCGUCGGCCGCGCCCAGCACAAAGCAGAGAAAGCAGGUCUAGCGCCUCCUCCUCAACCCUCCGCCCCACCCAAGAGCAAGCACAUCCGCAACCCCCUCCCCCUGUUCCUCAACCCCGCCGUCUCGCUCGCGCUCACCUUCACCGCCAUCAUCUACGCAGUGUGGUACUGCGUGACCGCUACGAUUUCGAGCUCGUUUGCCGAGAAGUACCCCUUCUUGUCGGAGACGGAUGUCGGGCUGUGUUAUUUGCCCAUCGGCUCGGGCAUGCUUAUUAGUAGCGCGGUGCAUGGGCGUGUUUUGGACGCGGAGUAUAGGAGGAUGCGGCGUAGGUGGACGGAGGCGCAGAAGGGCGACGGAGAGAAGGGCACGUUGGACGAGCGCGACUUUCCGAUUGAGCACGCACGGCUAAGGUUGAUGCCUUUGCAUGUUGCGGUAUUCGCGGCGAGCGUCAUUGGCUGGGGUUGGUCAGUGCAGGCGGGCGCACAUCUAGCGGCACCGCUCGUUCUACAGCUACCCAUCGGCUACACCUUCAACGCGGUCCUCAACACGACCAUGACACUCAUGAUAGAUAUAGAACAUGCACAAAGCUCCAGUGUCACCGCCUGCACGAACCUCGCCCGAUGUAGCCUCGCCGCCAUAAUGACCGCAGUCAUCGACAACAUCACCAACGGUCUCGGCUACGGAUGGACUUACGUUCUCUUCGGAGGCGUCGCUGCCUUGAUGAUUCCCUUCAUCUACCUAGAGAUGAUCAUGGGCCCGAGAUGGCGGGCACGGCGCGAAGCCAAGAAGGCUGCUGCAUAGACCUGGUCGAGCAUAGAUUUAGAUGCGCAUAUAUACACUGAUUUUCCGCCAAUUACAGCACACUAGAGCAUCGCAUAUCAC
Molecule: messenger RNA, 1866 nt
Organism: Schizophyllum commune H4-8
Lineage: Eukaryota; Fungi; Basidiomycota; Agaricomycetes; Agaricales; Schizophyllaceae
Product: MFS general substrate transporter
Exons: 9
Coding region: 232-1785 (517 amino acids)
Biological process (GO): transmembrane transport
Molecular function (GO): transmembrane transporter activity
Source: RefSeq, a predicted model, not a curated record